This is a messenger RNA of Chondrus crispus (carragheen), 894 nucleotides long. RefSeq lists its product as hypothetical. Gene Ontology annotation, biological process: vesicle-mediated transport. NCBI's taxonomy places the organism in Eukaryota, Rhodophyta, Florideophyceae, Gigartinales, Gigartinaceae. Gene Ontology annotation, cellular component: Golgi apparatus; membrane. The transcript has a single exon. The record is from RefSeq and is a predicted model, not a curated record. Bases 1 to 894 code for a protein of 297 amino acids. Gene Ontology annotation, molecular function: small GTPase binding.
AUGACCGCCUCCUCCUUCCGCAUCCCGCGCCAACCGGCCGCAGCUAAUCCGUUCGAGGCGUCUUACGCCCCGGUCACCACCGCGCCUGGCGGCUACGUCGCCACGCCGGCCCCACCAUCCAAGUCGUCCGCCAACCCCUUUGAGCUAUACGACGCCAACGUCGACGAAGACGGCGCGGAAACGGGCAACUGGGAGUCGGAGCCGACGGGCACUCGAUCCGAGCCGCGCUUUUGGCAGCCGCGCUUCUAUGCCGCCUAUUUCGACAUCACCAUCUCCGACCUGGCGUCACGCCUGUUCCGCGCCUUCCUGCCAUGCAAGCCGCUGCUCGGCUGGGCCGACUCCGACGAGGAGCUCGAGGGCGGCACCUCUGUCCCUGACCUGUACGGGCCCGUGUGGGUCACCACCACGCUCGUGCUCGCGCUCUCCAUGGGCUCGAAGAUGGCCGAGUUUUUGGCAAACGUCUUCCGCAAGAAGGAGACGCAGCUCAAACCGAGCAUCGAGUCGCUCGAGUUUUCCAGGCUCUGGAAGGCCGCGAGCUUGCUCUAUGGUUACGUCUUUGUCUUUCCCGUCAUCUUGACCGUAUUUCAGUGCCUCUUUGCGAAGCGCGCCCUGGGGGAGAGGGCUCAUCCCGUCCUUGGCACCGUCAUGGUGUACGGCUAUUCUUUGGUCCCCGUUGUUGUUGCUGCCCUUGUCGCAACCAUUCCGAUUGAAAUGGUGCAGAUCAUUGCCAUGUGCGUCGCGUUUUCGAUCGGCGCCGCCGUUAUCGUCCUCAAUCUCUGGAGAGAUGUCAGCAUCGAGCACAAGUCUUUGACUUACUUUGUGAGAUUAAUCGCUGUCGGGGCGCAUGCGGCGGUGGGCGCCGGUGUGAUCUUUAUCUUUUAUGUUGGCCGGUGA